AUGGUUCUCAAACUUUUAACUGCAAUUUGUCAAGAAACCAACACUAGAAAAGAGGCAAUUAAUGAUCCUAUUUUAAAAUUACCGGGUCCGGUAUUAUUGAGUACAUUCUUUCGUAUGUCAUUUCUACUACGUGAACUAUGGACUGAAGAACUAACAGCCGAAGAAAACUUAAGAAUACACCCAAAUAUAUUUUAUUUGGAAAAUUACAAUUUUUUUGGAAUUGAACGAAUUGGAGGCACAUUUUUCUAUUUGAAAAACACAUAUAAUGAAAAUAUAAAAUCGAAACUAGGACCUCCGUUCGACAGUCGAAAUGAGGAUGAUAUCGAAAGUAAUAUUCUUAUGAGUGAUGUAUUUAAUCAUGGUAACAGCCCUGURUGCAUUAAUGUGAUUUUGAUAUCCCAGCGAUUGUAUUUAUAAGUCUCAAAUGUGACAUCACAUAACUACUACUAURUGAUUUCCAAUAGUGUCAUGAAUAGAAUAUUAUCAUUUGAUCAUUUGCCAACCGAAAAAAUGCAUAUAUUUUCUGUGCUACUGAACAAUAUAAUGUGCUUAUAUCACGUUGCUUGUCAUAAGCAAUUAAUUGAAUAUGUAGCUUUCAAAGACAGAUUAGUCGAUUUAUCGAUAGAUUAUGCUAUCAUAGAUUAUGAAUUAAAAACUACCAACGAAGACACGGACAUGUUGCAGCACACCCUUAAGGAAAUUGAAAAAAAAGUAUGUUUAUCCACGAGGCAUGUAUCCUGGCUGAUGUGUUUGAUAUUUGUAGGCGAAAAUGAACAAAUUUUAGAAUGGAUUCUCUCGAUCGUUUCGAAUACAAUAAAGCAUUGUUCUAACAAUGAAGAUGAAUUGUUCAGAUUCGUCCCAGAAUUUUAUAUAGAUAACCUAAUGGGGUUAGCUGUUCUAUUACCUGAUUACACAAGCGUAAUACAGAAGUUUGAUACUAUUAUAGUUGAUAAAAAAUGGUUAGCCAUGUCAAUUGCUGAAAUACUUCUUGACAUUUUCAAYGAUCAUAGAAUAAUUCAUCCAAAAACCAAAGAAAUAAUUAUACAAGGAGUUACUUUAUAUUUGACUAAUCCUAAAUCAGUUGUUACUCUCCAAGCAGUYGAAGAAAGAUUUAAGUCUGGGCAAAUUUCCAAUAUUCCAGAAAUUACAGAUGUAUUAAUUUCAGAUCCAAAUUUUAAUUUGGCAUCAUUGGACUUUAUUAUAUUACCAGAAAUCGAAAAUGAUGAACCAUUUUCCUUCAGUUUUUUAAGACCACCUGCUACCGUGCUUCAAAAUGACAUACGAACGGUUAUAGCUCAUGACAAAGAAACAGCGUCCAAUUUUAUCAACAACUCUUUGAAUUAUCUAAACUGGGCUUUUUCCGAGUUCAUAAGUCUAUUCCAAGAAAUAAAAGAUAUAAACGAAAACAAUUCUUUUACAAUUUCGUCAGAAGAAGUGAACAAGCUGAAAAUGUGUGGUAAAAGUUUUAUUUACACUGUAACAUUAUUACGUAUUAUUGAAAUGAUGAUUCAUUUUGACCGUAAUAUUAUAACUGAUCAAGAAGGAUCACUUGGUAGAGUCUUUCAGUUAAUAUGUCAAAUUCUCAAUCGCAUAAAUGCCUCAUCUUCUACGUUUAGAAAAAUUUCGGAGUCAUCAUUACCACAUAUGGAAUGUGUACAUAAGUUUACAAUUCUUGUAGCUACAACUGGUGUUUUGUUAUCUAUGUUAGACGGCGAAAUAAAUAAAAAGGAUAAAACUUAUUUCACUGAGGAAGAACUCAAAAAAGUUGGUGAUAUGUACAAACAUUUGGAUUGGUACAUGAGGCGCCAUAAAUCUAUGGCUUCCAGCAUAAAUGAGGAGGAUUUGUGUAUAAUAUGUUAUUCAAAUAAGAACAAUGUGACUUUGAUACCGUGUAAACACCAAUGCUGCAAGUGAGUUCAUAUUCAUAUUUUAGUCAACUUAAUAGUUACUAAAGUUCAUAAUAAUUUUAAAAGUCCUAACAAUUUUACUCAAUACUCAUUACAACUUAUAACAGUUAUUUUAAUAUGUUAUAAUGUUAUGUAA
Molecule: messenger RNA, 2043 nt
Organism: Diuraphis noxia (Russian wheat aphid)
Lineage: Eukaryota; Metazoa; Arthropoda; Insecta; Hemiptera; Aphididae
Product: E3 ubiquitin-protein ligase RNF123-like
Cellular component (GO): cytoplasm
Molecular function (GO): ubiquitin-protein transferase activity; protein binding
Source: RefSeq, a predicted model, not a curated record